Molecule: messenger RNA, 6130 nt
Organism: Dreissena polymorpha
Lineage: Eukaryota; Metazoa; Mollusca; Bivalvia; Myida; Dreissenidae
Product: secernin-2-like
Exons: 7
Coding region: 113-1390 (425 amino acids)
Biological process (GO): proteolysis
Molecular function (GO): cysteine-type exopeptidase activity; dipeptidase activity
Source: RefSeq, a predicted model, not a curated record
GUCUGCAUCAAAUACAUGUGACAACGACCAUCGCACGGUGUUACAAAUGUACUACUAAAUUAAUUUGUCAUAAAACCAGGUCUUGACACAGAAUACACCAAAGAAUUCCGCAAUGGACAAAUUCCCAUUAUCCUGUGACACGUUUGUAGCACUGCUGCCAGCUACAGCCAGUGGCUAUGUGAUCUUCGGCAAGAACUCUGACAGGCCGGACAAUGAGGUUCAGGAAGUGAUCUACCGGCCCGCUGCAAGUUUUCAACCAGGGGAGAAACUGCAGUGCACCUACAUAGAGGUGGAUCAUGCGCUGAGCACCAAUGCGGUGAUCCUCAGCAAACCAGCCUGGAUGUGGGGCGCAGAAAUGGGGGCCAACGAGAAAGGCGUUGUCAUAGGUAACGAGGCAGUGUGGACAAAGCUGAAUGGAGCCGAGGAUUACACUGAGUGCCUUCUGGGAAUGGAUCUCUUAAGGCUAGGCUUGGAACGCGGGUCAAGUGCCCGUGAAAGCCUGGAGGUGAUCACAGCACUGUUGGAGACCCACGGUCAGGGUGGAGCCUGCGCGGAGGGUGGAGACAUGUACUACCACAACAGUUUCAUCAUUGCUGACUGCACAGAGGCCUGGGUGCUGGAGACGGCCGGGAAAUUGUGGGUUGCAGAAAGGGUCACAGAAGGGGUGAGGAACAUAUCAAACCAGUUGACAAUCACUACAAAAUAUGACCUGUCUUCCCCAAAUCUGGUCGAAAAGGCAACCGGCCUCAAACUGUACAAUCCUGAAGAUGGCGAGUUUAACUUUGCAAAAGUUUUUGACCAGGAUUCCAUGUCCAGUGUUAUUUUACGAUUCUGUAACGGCCGAAAAUUGAUGAAGAAAUAUGCAGAGAAUGGUACCUUCUCAGUGACCGACAUGAUGAACAUACUCCGGGACACGGACAGCGGCAUCAACAGGCAAUCUGGCACCUGCGGUAGUCAGGUCUCCAUGUUACCUAGAAACAGCACCUCUGCCUCCAUAGCAACGGGCAUGCCUUGCUGCCAUUGGUUCACAGGCACUCCCGACCCAGCAGUCAGCAUGUUUAAGCCGUUCAUAUUCACGCCUAACGUUUCGAUUGGUCACUUGACGACGUCGCCCGAUCACGGUGCGGACGAUCCUGCCAGAAAACAGCCGAGGUUUGGAGGCAAGGUCGAGCGAAGGCAUCCCCUUUAUAUUGCACACGAGAAAUUGCUGACAUUGCAAGUUCAGAGUGAGGCCAAGGCUUCAGCGAUAAUUAAGAAUGUUAGAGAUUUGGAGUUGAAUUGUGUCGCCGAUAUGGAUGAGGUGCUGAAAUGCUUUGAUGAAUCGUCAUAUUCUAAGGUGAAUGAAUUGUUCGCACAUAUGUCUAAUAUGGAGUCAAAUUUUUAUAAAUAGAUAGGUUUAUUUUUAUCGCAAGAAUUGUUACUUUUUCUAUGUAAUAGAAAACCAAUCUAGUCUAUAGCAUCAAGUGAUAUUGCUUACAUGUUUUUAAGAGGUGAAUAUCUGCACAAUAUUUUGCUUGUGCGCUAAAUGUUGCAUUGAAGUUCUUUACAUUGAAGACCAUUGUACGUGUGAUUGAUCUUAAAAGGGCCUGUUAUCAUCAAACACUUUUUUAAAUAAGAAUAAAUAAAAAUCUGAAUGAACACAAGAAUGGUAAAAUGUUUUGCUACUUUUUAAAUCAUGUAAAAGGUUUAUCAUACACAUAUGUAACUUUGUUUUAUCAUAGUCUAUGGUUUAGUUUGACUACACUUCAACACCGUUAUUUCGAAGUCGUCGGAACCGUUAAAAAAACUUUGGAUUAACGAUAAUUCGAAAUAAACAUUUGACAGAAGACUUCUUUGAUUCCUUAAAAAUAAAACGUUGUAAAAUUCGCAUGGUUUGGUUACAGGCUUACUUAAAAACGUAAACUAGUCAGAUAGCAAUAUAUUUCUACUCGUAACAAACGGUGGAAUAAAACGAUUCUUUUUCUUGUUUUUAUUUUACAGAACAUAUAAAAUAAAACGAAUAGCACAAAUUAUCAGACAAACAUACAUAUGCAUACAUUUUCGUAAAAUGAAUUUGUAAACAAUUAACUAAAUGUUAGACUAAUAAGUACAUGUACUAGCUUUUGUAUUUUAAUUUUACAAAACCUUGUUACCACCCUAGAUGUUACAAGUAUGACUCAAUCUAGAUCAUACUUGGUCAUGUUGUUAGUUUAGUGUAACCCUUUCAGUGCGGGAACCGAAUUUUGAAGGCCUUUGCAAACAGUUUGGAUCCAGAUGAGACGCCACAGAACGUGGCGUCUCAUGAGGAUCCAAACUGUUUGCUAUUCUGAUAAGAUUCUUUGAAAAAAAUCUAAGAAAAUGCUAAUUUUAGAAAUUAGGCAGACAACAUUUUAGCAGACGACAAAUUUCCCAGCAUGCAAAGGGUUAAACCUAUUAAUUUUAGCUCAAUUGCAUCGAAAGCCUAUGGCUGAUUGAAACGCUAUCCAUUCCGUUUCCUGGGACAUAGAACCAGUACUUGGUGCCUUGGGGGAGAUUUAAAAAACUCUCCCACAGUGGGGAUCGAACCUGUGACCUAUUGGUUGCUAGGUAGACACCAUAUCCACUACUCCAUGGCAACCUUGGUCAGAAUUUUCAUCUUGACACUUUCAAAUCUGAUAUUGAAUUUGGGUUACAUGUGUUGAAAACAAGGUCACCCGGUCAAAUUUAAUUAAGGUCCCCAUGGUGUAAUGGAUAUGAUGUCCAUCUAGCGACAAGGAGUUCAUCGGUUUUAACCCCACUGUUGGAGAGAUCUUUAGAUCUCCCCCAAAGACACUAAUUACAAAAUGUACUGGUUGCUAGGCCCAGACAAUGGAUUUAAGAGCAUUUCAAUAAACUGAGAGUUUUCAAUGCAAGAGAGCAAAAAUAAAUAGGGUUAAACUAAAUCUAAGAAAAACCUUUUUACCAAUCUAGAAAUAAAUUUAGUUUAUGUUAAAUGUGGGAAAACUCUUGAUGAUAUGGUAUAUGAAAUUUCUGUUUACAUGUGUAUGCUUUUGUGCUAUUGUUGUUAAAGGUCCAGUAAAUUUGACAUGAUCAUAGUUUUGAGAAAAGAGUGAAUUUUUUUCCAUGCCCUAUGGACACAUGUCUCAUUCAUUUUGGUCUAUUCUAUUGUUCUCUUAUUCUUAUAAAGUCUGUACUUCUUACAGGUCAAGUCUUCAAGGCCUGGUGAUGUAAAAUAAAUUUUAGCUUAAGUAAUAUGGUAUCUUUUUGUUUUGUAUUUGCUGUUUUUGUUUUUGCUGUUAAGGGUAUCCAUCAACUAUGUGAAACAGAAAAAUCGGUGAAACAUUUUCCCUUUAAGACUAUUGAAUAUGUGGCAAAAAUCGGGGGAAAAUUUGGAAAUUUGAGGAAAAGGUUAAAAAAAUCCUUGAUAAAAAAUUGAAUUAAAAGUUGAAGUGUAGAAUUUGUAAUUAAAGAAACAUAAUUAUAUGUGUUUUGCAACUAAAAUUGAGUUAUAUUUAAACUUACUCUACGGAACCUAAUAUUCCUUUUGAAAAAAACAGACAAACAUCAAGUGAUUUGGCCAGUCUGUUGUUGUUUUUCUUGUUGUUGUUGUUGUUUGUGAUUACUGGUAUGUAAGAUAUAGCAGUGUAUAUUUUGUGCUUAAAGGGUAAUGUUUCUUUAAAUGCAAAUUUAUUUAAGAUGAUGAUGAGGUUUUAAGGUGAUUUGACUGAAAGUGGUGACAGUUUUUGCUAUAAGCAUCUUGUAUGAAUUAAUUUUGGUGUUGUUAAUAUUAUAAGCAGUGUUUACUUUUGUUCAGGUUGUAUGAUGAUGAUGCAAAGUUGCUUGUUGGAAAUUGAUCACAACUUCUUAUUGCUUCUUUAUAAAGUACCAAUAAAAGGUACUCUCACAAUUGAGAAAAAACUACUAAUUUUCCGAUUUUCUUCUAAAAAAUUCCCAAAAGGAAAGAAAAAUUUCGUCAAUUUUAGUCCAAACUUGCAUUAUCUUAAAAUGAAGAAAUAAAAUGAGUACUCAAACUUAACAUUUCAAGCCAAAAUGCAUGUAAAUGAAUGUUUGAAUUUUUUGUGCAAUUUAUACCAAGCAAUUUAAAAGACCCAAAGUUCCCAAACUAAAGAUAACAUGGUGCAAAUUUUCCUAAUUUUAGCGUUUUUGUGAUAUUUUUUCUCAAAUUUGUAUGGUACAGGUACUUUUCCCAAUUGGGCAAACAAAUCACUGGAUCACAACUGAGGUAUACAUGAAAAGAGCCGUUAAUCAUGUGAAAUACAUACAUCAAAUAAUGUUAACUUUUGUGUGUCAAAUAAUUAUUUCUUUCCAUCUUUACCUGAACUAAAAUUGCAUGAGAAAUUGAACGUUCAUUGAAUGGUGGGCAGAUCUUUACAUUCAUACUCUUUUAACAAGUCACAAAGGAAGCUAUGUGUCUUGAUUUUUUCUGAAAAAAUGUGAUAAUAAAUGCUUCAUUUUCUGAUCAAACUCAAAACACAUUUCUUUAAUGAAUCUUUGAGCAAAUGUUGGGACAAUUUAUUUGUAUGUUUUCUAAUGGGAUAUGAAUGAAAAAUAUUUUGUCUUUCCCAUUUCAUAAUGUGACUUAUUUGUUUGGUGUUAUUGUAAAGCUACAGAUGUUUGCUAUGUUGUUGCAAUUUAUUUAUUUAUUGUUGAUACAGUUUUAAAGAUAUUUUAAAUUUUUCUUGGUAAAUCAUCUACAGUCCACUCUCGUUAUCUCGACAUCGGAUAUCUCGAUAUUCUCGAUAUGUCGAAGUAAGUUCAAUGUCCCAACUUUUUUUCUUCUUUAUCUAUAUAAAUAAACAUCGCAUAUCUCGAUUUUCGUUAUUUCGAAUAAUUCGAUAUCUCGAUAUAAAAUUUUGUCCCGAGUCCCGCUUUUACAGGUAUUUACUGUGGUUUGUCUCGAAGUGCGAAUAACUGUUCCAGUGUCGGCAAAAGGUGAGAACAAAUUUCUUUGAUUCUUCACCGCCCCGCUUCGCCCGGCUGCUCACGAUACUGUGCGGUAGGAAAUUGAUCCGUUAAUUGCAUCAAUGAUCGCACGUGUGUAGUGUCGUUAGCCCUUAACACUUGAGUAAGGCCUGUCACAUUAACUGUCACUUAAACAUCAGUUAACUGCAAAUAAUACACAGCCUGUAUGUAGAUCUGGGGAUGUUGAGUAAUAAAGAUAAUAAAGACAAGACUCAAAAUGGCUUUUAAUUUUUAUUUGAUCCUGUACUAGUAAUCGAUUGAACUUAGCAUUUCGAACUACAAAAUGUGCAUGUACAGUUCAGUAUUCCGGAACGUGAUUUACGCAUGUUCAGUUGGAAAACCCUCGUCUUGAUUGGACGUCAAUUGCAUCAUAACUUUAAAUAGCAACAUUACCGGAUGUUUACUCGACAGUUUAGAAAAAUUAUAACCGCAUGUGUUCAUGCAACUCUGUAAUACUUAAAAACGUCAUUUUAAGCAUUUAAAUAGCAAAAAUAAUCGUACCUCGUAAAAACGCGCAUAUAUCAGGUAGAGAGUAUUAUGCCACGUGGUGACGGCUUUAGUUAGACCACUUAGCAGGUAUUUAGGUGUUAAAAACAAGGUAAAUUUUCGUCUCAUUUUUUCUUUGAAAACGCCUAAUCGGAUAUCUUGAACUCUCGUUAUCUCGAUAUUUUUUCUUGUUCCCGCCGACUUCGAGAUAACGAGAGUGGACUGUAUUUUGGAAAAAACAGGGUUGAGUUAAAACUAGAUUAUCCCCUGGCCAAGAUUUCUUGGUCCCAUUAUCAAUACAAUCGUCACAUUUGUGAACUAUUUACUUCUGUUGCUACAGUGUAUUCUACAAUAAUUUCUACUUGUCUAUACUAUUUCCAUCUUUAAUUUAAAUACAAAUAAAGUUCGAAAUAUUUAAAACAUUCAACCCAAACAACAUACAAAAGCCAUGUAUUUUAUAACAAUAGGUUGUUCCUAUUGAAGAAAUGACAUAACGUUAAAUUGAUAUCACAUGAAUUUACGAUAGUUUUUAACCUUUUCUGUGCACUGACAUGUCCAAGUCUAAAUAUAUUCGAUUGGUAAUCUUCACUGUAGAUCAGUACUCGACAUCAAUGAGUUUACUUUGCUGUUAAACCGAUAUUGUCAUCGUUAAAUGUUUGUACCAUUAUCGUAACUAUUAAACCCAAUAAAACAAUAAAAUAUA